Molecule: messenger RNA, 6639 nt
Organism: Anopheles funestus (African malaria mosquito)
Lineage: Eukaryota; Metazoa; Arthropoda; Insecta; Diptera; Culicidae
Exons: 6
Coding region: 602-3625 (1007 amino acids)
Biological process (GO): signaling
Cellular component (GO): postsynaptic specialization; glutamatergic synapse
Molecular function (GO): molecular adaptor activity
Source: RefSeq, a predicted model, not a curated record
CACAUCGGAGAAACGUCAGGUUGAACAAGCCAGUUUGUUUCCUGGUAAAAUUGUCGCAAGUGUUUCGAUUUUCUCCUAAAAAAUCUCGACUCAAAUUUGCGUGUGAAUUGCAGAGCUACGAGUGGAGCUGAAUCUCAAAUAUAGUGUGUCCGGUGAAUUUGUUUUUUUGUGAACAGUGUUUCUUGUGCUCUGUGAUUUUAUUCACUACAUAGCUUGGUAAAGUUUUAUACAAUUUAAUCACGAAAGUGUAAAAUUUAUUUGUGCGAAUGUUUAUGGGAGUGUGUGUGUGUGUUUAGUGUUUGUGAAUAAUUAAUGGUGCGCGAUAAGAUUUGGCGCAGGCGACAGUAGUGGGCCGUUUUAUAUAUAUAUAUGCAUCCAAAUUUGGCCCGGUCGUGCAACUUCGUUCCUGCAACGACGGUGGCGAAGUACACGGCACGGUUUGAACUGGGCAUCGGAGUGGUGUGUUGUUAUUAAUUCCUUCGGUUUACCUACCCUACCGGACCAGUAAACCGGCAGCAGCACGGGCCAAAACGUUAGCGGCCAGUACCGCGAGAAACUGAGACAGCGUGGCGAUCUACUCUUCUGUCCCUGCGGUUGGAAUAUGGAUAGAAGUGUAGAUUCCAUCGGUAGUUGCUCGCUUGAUGUAGAUGCUGAUUCGACCGAUUUUUCAGAUACCUCCGGUGAGCUAAAUUUCUUAACGCCAAUUUCCGGCAAGGACAUAACGCGCGAAUUCACGGCCGGCAUCAAGGAGCGUUGUAUGUUACCGGUGAUUAACUGUCAGGCCGUCACGAGCGUACUGGAUCCGGUAACUGGACACAUCAGUACCGUGCUGACGACGACCACAGCCACGAAUUCGCAGCAACAGCAGCAGCAGCAACCCCUGCUUGGUGGUGACAGUUCACCAACCGCAGUCACGAACAAGAAACCGAGCUAUCUGAACCUGGCCUGCUGCGUCAAUGGGUACUCGAACCUGACGACGUACGAUUCGAAACUCCGCCAGGACAUUAACAAGUCGCGCGAAGUUUCCCCCAGCCGUCCAAUCAUUGCCACGCUGCACUAUAAUCGUACCGAUUCCGGCACGGGUGGACAUCUGCUGACGGCUCCCACACUGAGCUACGUUAGCAUGAAUAAUACCAUCAAUAAUAACAACAAUUACAACAGUGGCAGUGGAGUAGGCAUCGGUGGUGGUAAUCGAAUGCUCAAGAUGAAUGGAGCGGGUGUGGUAAAUGGUGCUGGCGGUGGCCGGAUGCGAGGAAUGAAUGGUUCGAUCAUGUCACCAUCCGGCGGUGCCGAUAUGACUGAUAAUGCGGCAUCGAUCGGUUUGUUUAAUGGGAAUGGUAGUUUCGUGAGUAGCAUGCGAACGAAAGUUAUUUCCUCGCAGUCACAAAUCAGCAGUCACGCGCGGGACGACGCUCAAUCGCAGCUGAUGACACCGAAGAAGAGCUUUAUCCAGCAGCGUGUCGAGAAGCUGUACGGUGCGAGUGAGGUAGUGGUGCUCAACAAACAGAACUACAGUAGCAGCGAACGAAAGUACCUCAAUAAUAUUGCAAACGAAAACAAUGGUACGGUCGGUGGAACGCCGGUAAAGAUGAUUCAUCAGUUGAUCGGGAAUGGUACAACCCGAAACGGUGUAGCAAACGGAACCGUGACGAACGGGGCCACCAAUGGGUCGGCAUUUGUUUCUGUGGACGAAAACAACAAACAAAUUAACGGCGAUGGACACGUCGGUGAGGAUGCGGAUGUUGAUUCGCUACCAGUGAUGCGACAUCUGCGGCCAGAGUUUCGUGCACAGUUGCAAAUUUUUUCACCGAAAAAAGUACCGAAAUCGUCCCCAAAUCGUACGGCGACUACCAUUGGCGGUAGUACCACACAUACCAACAACACCAAUGGCAAUGUGACGCAUGCGAAUGGAAACACUGCGGAAGAGAAUGCCAAUCUGCUGCACACGGUAUCGAAACGAUACCCACAAUCGAAUGGCAAUAGUUACAUCGAUCACUUCGAACAGCUUAGUGUUUCGCGGGAAGAACAAGAUCAUCGCAAAAAUUUAACCGGUGAUGGUACGCAACGGACGGUGAUGAAAACUGCUCAACUAGCUUCGCAUACAACGCGCACCACCACUACCACGACCACCACCUCCACAAACGGAACGGGAAUAUUGUCGAGCAACGGGCGGCAUACUGAGCAGGAGCAGCAGGAAGAUGCCCUGAACACAAGCAACCGUCACCAUAGUAACGCUAUUAGUACACGCUCCGCGGCGGCAAAGCAAACUGACGUGAUAGAGCAGCAGCAGCAGCAGCAUCACGAAACGUCACAGAGCUACCGUCCGGACAGCAUGUCACCGUCAUCCGUAUCGUCAUCGGCGGUGAUAGUAGAGGAAGCUAAGCAGCAGCGCUCGCUGGUAGUAGUGGUGUCGUCGACUACCGCGGACGGUAACGGUGUUGGUCGAAUGUCGACUUCCGAUGGCAGUAGCGCCACCAUUGUCACCGUCACCACAACCGUACCUGACGAGCAGAAUGCGACAACCGUCGCCACGAGUGUGAUCGAAAACGGUGAGCAGAACGGUACCCGGCUAAGCAACCACAGCACCAAUAACAACGCUAGUGAAGGGUUAGCACAAGUAUCUGCUGCAGUGUGUGCGACGGCGGAAAACGGUGCUGUUAAUAAAUCUGGCAGUGGUGAAAUUGUAAAUUGUGAUAGUAACAACCAGCUGGUGACAGCGGACAGUAUGCGCACGGUGAACGGUAACAGCACGACGUUGAUGGAUAGUGCGGCCGUCAUUAAGCUGCCAAUGCCGAUGGCCGGUCUCGAAGAUGCGGAAGAGGAUAUCCCAACAAGUAGCAGCAAACCAGCAUCAACAUCUUUCAUCGAAGCAACGUCAAAUGGCACGAACGGCAACACCGUUCUUGACGGCAACCAUUUCCUGCGGAUCUUAAAAACCGAGCAAAAGCGGCUUAGAACAAUGGCUGACGUUGUUGAGGGAGAAAUUAAUCAGUUGAAGGCUGACGGUGUUGUGCUAGGAGAGGACAUAAACGGAUACAUCCUUGCUGCCGUUGGUAAGGCGCGCCUACUAUGCUCGCAGAAAAUGAAACAAUUUGAAGAUUUGUGUUACACGAAUCUGAACCAAUCGCCGGACGAAAAGUUCCAAACGACUGGUGAAGAUUUACGAGGAUUCUGGGACAUGGUGAUGCUGCAGGUAAACAACGUUGAUGCCAGCUUUGACGAAAUUGAUUCGUUCCGGAAAAAUAGCUGGCGGAAACCGAUUCCAAAGAGUCCGCCUCCGGCACAAGCUCGCAAUGGCACAGCACCCCGUACCAAGCUGGUGAAGCGUCCGUACAAAACGCAGACAACCGCAUCGAACGGUGGUUCCACCGUGACAGACGGCAGCAACGGUGUCGAAGCGAAAAAGGCGUCCGCCGCGCUGGCGGCUGCCAAACGUGAAGCUCAGCGGAAGCAGCUAAUGGAAAUGAAGCGCAAGCAGAAGCUGGCCAACAGCCAACAGCAGACGGCGGUAGAAAUAUUUGCUCCAUCGAAUGAAGUGCCGUCCGCACAAAACGGUGAUGACAACGCGAGCUGCACCGGCGCCUCUACGGUACUGACCGCAUCACCACUGGUCGAUACGAGUUGAUCUCGUGCAUCGCGACGAUUGCUUUAAGCUCUUUUCCAUCACUCACAUCUGAGUAAAGGAUUUCAUUCGGGAUUGGAAAAGAAACCUCCGUAUGGGAAAGGCAGGCAGCAAGAAGCAGCGGCCAAAUAUGAAGCGAGAGAUGGAAAAAGAUCACCUCACGUGAACAAAAUUGACCAGAUAGAGGGACAAGUUUGUUUGUACAUCUACUACACACAGGACUGAAUUUAUGUUUGACAUUUUUCGUUAAGUUUCACGCUACGAACUAUAAUUUCUGCGACAGUUCACCACUAAAACGCGCCCGACCAUAAAUUAAUCAUCGAUCAUCCCAUCAUCGUCACCAUGAUUUUAUCUCGCACGGGCUGGUUCUCGAAACGUUAGCUGGAAAAUUCUAUCCUCCACGUGUGUAAACACUGGGAAGGUUGUUGAGCAUUUUCAUUUCCACUAAGAGGGAAGGGGCUUAGUGCUUUAGCCCAAGCAAACUAAAACAGUAACUGAACCAAGACAGAACUAUAGCGAGCGAGAACGUACACAAAUUGUGAUUGUUUUAGACAUUUUUUUUUAUGGUCGAAUAUUAUAACUAUAUUAUUACUCUUGUUAUUGUAAGUACUAUUUUUACCUGUAAAAUGACACGAAUUGAUUUUAUUAAACGUUCGAAUGAAUUCACCAACACACAAGAUAAUGUAUUUGGGUACACAAGACGAAAUGGUUUAGAAGCGGUGCGAAAUGUUAAGAUAAGCAGAGGGACAAUUCAAACAUCAAAAUACCGAUUUAUAAAGAAGGUAAGGUUGAAGUGAGCGAUAAUAAAUUAAGCGCAGCAAAGCAGGACAAAGAAUUGUUUUUGUGGUUACAAACUUAGAGUAGAAAAACAAAAACAUUCUCAAAGACAAGCUUCAUGUAUACAUAAAAAGCUGCUGUAAAAGUUUAUGGGUGUACAUUAUCAUCUGGCUCACUAUCUUCUGUCGUACGCACGUGUUAACUAUUAUUUGUUUAUAGCGAACCUCCCCGAACUAUUAACUGAGGGACUCACUUUAUACUACAUUGUACAUGAAUGAAACAAGUGGGGGAAAAAACUAACAAAACAAAUCGAAUCGUAAGAUGAGAAGAAUCUCUAUUUAUUAACAAACGAUAAUCGAAAAUCAUUUAUCUAUUGCUAAUAACUAUUAAUAUAACUACUAUUGCUACUAUUUAGGCAUGUUUGUUGCUUGCUUCCUGUUACAACGAGAUGAACAAUCUCUGUCCUCUUGAGUUGCUUUUUAUAUUUGCCGUCGAAUGCGUCGAAUGUCAUCGUAUUGAAGUGCUAUACAAAGGUGUAGGUUUUGAUCCUCCGCUGCUGAAUAGAGAUUAUACUUUACUGCUUAUUGUGCACACUUUCUCACGAGCUUAAAAUGCCUUUUUGUUUGCGAACCCAGCUGCCAAUCAUUUUACAGUAGUGAUACCAUCGUUCUAUGAGAUUGUUGCUUAAUAUUGCUUAUCGCACAGAUAGUGCUUACACUACAGUACGAAUGCUGUCGUUUAUGUGUUUUUCUUUCCUUUCUCGAUCGCUUUCACGAUUAUUUUUUUUAAAAGUGGAAAGCAUUAUUAAAUUUUGAUAUGCAAUUCGUGAUAGCAGUUAGAGAGGACGGAAAAAUGUAUGUUACAUUUUUCGCAACAAUCGUAUCAUUGUCUGCAGAACAAAGACGAAACGAAACAGAAACAAAAUCGAAUACAUACACCCAAAAAAACACAAACAGCGUUAACAAAAAUUAAUCCACUGAGCGAGUGCCUUAUCGAUAUCGUUCUUGAAACAGAAAAUGAAAGGAGCAUUGUUGCGCGCGGUAUGAGUACAAAAAAAUAAAGUAUGUUUUUUUCCGUUCGUUUCUCAUUCGAAACUUUUGCGGUUUUGCAUUGAUGGUAUUAUUUACUUCUGUAAUCGUGAUCAGAUUUCUGAUCAGUUGUAUGUUCUCUUAUUUCACACAUUAACAUUUGAUACGCAACCAAUCGCUCCACGGGCGUUAAGUAGAGAAACUGCAUAGAGCAAAAAGAAACGCAUUACAAGUAAACGAAUCUUUGUUGAUGUGGCUCAAACGGCGCCAACUCUAGCCGCAAGUAAGGAAAGAAGAAGCAACACAAAAGUCAUUACAAUUAUACAAAUACAGUGCACUCUAUAUGUUAUCAUCCCAAUCUGGGCGGUUCCGGUACCCCGGGGGUGAGAAUUUAUGUUGUAAAUCUACUAUAAAAAGGCCAGGAUCGUGUGGUGUUGAAGGAAAAUUAUGACGACAAACGAGAGAAUACAAUGUUCGCUAUAUAAGCGAUCCAAAAAAAAACAGCGAAAACGACGAUUGUUAGCGUAGCGAAAGCGCUUUUCUGCGUUUAUUUUUCGAUUUAAGCAGUUUUUUGCACAUUUUACAGCAAUUUGUGCUGAAUUACGGCGUUGUAGUCAAAAUGUAAGACAAAACCUAUUGUAUGUAAGCAAACAACAAAAACCACAAACAAACUGAUAAGAAAAAAACAUUCAAUGGUAGGAUGGUAAAAUGAAUCAAAACACUAAAAACACGAUAAUGCAAGAAGUGUUAAUCAGUGUUGCAAAAGAAGUUGGAAAAAGGGAGGAGAGAAAAGAGUAAGAAAACAAAACAAUACAAUACCACCAAUAUUAAACACAUAUUAAAUCAAUAAAUACACACGAAAAUACACACACAGACAGAAACGCCCGAGCGGCAACACAUUUCAAGUACACAUUUUUAAUGUAAUAAACACACACACACUCCACUCUGUGGGUGUGGAUGGCGCGCGCGCGUAGGAUUUAGGGAUUGCAGAAUUGAAAAGCCUGCAGCUUUCUAGCUGAUGCUUUCAUCAUGCAAAUGGUGCUGUUUGCGGCGCGCUCACAACGGGAACGAACGCGGGGUGAAAUCUAUUUAACGGUGAAGUAUAUAAACGGUUCCUUCUUGCUUAUGUGUAGAUGUCAGCAAAAUAUGGCGUCCGAAAGCGUCGAAAAGCAAACACUCGAAUUGAUUGAAAUAAAUCGUUCAGCAAAAGAU